Porites lobata is the source of this 6735-nucleotide messenger RNA. Lineage: Eukaryota; Metazoa; Cnidaria; Anthozoa; Scleractinia; Poritidae. The record is from the annotation of a GenBank genome assembly.
AUGGAGUUUUGCUGGUUUGCAAUCUGUACCGUACUGGCGUUCACACCAUGGAUAUCAGCAGAAGAAAAGCUGUUGUAUCAAACACGAAAUGAAAAUAAUUGGGGAGGCUGGACUGCUACCACUAAUGGAAUUUCUUCGUUGAAUGUAAUUAAACUAGUUUUUCUGUUGUUUUGCUUAGUAUCCAGAUUAUAAGCAUCUCAUUUUGUCAAAGAGCAGCUUUCUUAUGGUGGUCAUGAAGGAUGCAUCAUAGUAACCCUCCCUCACUCUCAAAGAACACCCCCGUAAGUCGGGCAUCUCUCUUAUUGUACAACGGUCUCUUGAGUCAUGUUUUCAGCCCGAAUGCCCGUGCUAUUUUACACUCAUUUGUUUUUUGAACUUCUAAUUUGCAUGUGCUGGGCACCAUACUGCUUUUGCUUAUCAGUAAGCGAUUGGCUUUUCGUACCUUAGUGUUACAGUAUAAUUUUUGUUUUCAUUUGCUGACUAAAAAGUUCGUCUCUUUCUUUGUUUAUUUUUAGUGGAAUUACGUUCCUGUGUCCAAUCAUUAUACAUUGUGUAGUUCGUUUCUCCAAGAACCGAAAAAUUGGUUACGAAGUACACUUAUUGAUGUUCACAGCAUUGACAGAGUGAGCGUUUCCGUCAGAUACACGCUAAAUCCCUUUUGUUCCAGUCAUCCCAACACGUUUUGUACCGACAAUAUUCGAGUCUUUGUAUGGGAAUCCGAAGACAAGGUCACAUCUGAUUUGAUACCAGACCCCCUGAUCAGCAACAGUUCUUACAGAGAAUUUGCUACUAUCCGCCGUCAGGGUAGCGGCCAAACCAUCUCUUUAGCACUUCAGCUAACAAAGGGAUAUAUUGUUCUUGGAUUUCUCGAUCAAGGUGGCUGCAAAAUUUUGUCUUCCGUCAGGAUUACCUAUAACAUUUGUCCCGAAACAACACUCCACAACAGUUUGGUCAAAUUGCGGGAAACAGUAGCUCCAUUAAGUGUCUUUGAGUCCAUCCUAGUGGGAGGAACAUGUACUGUAGACUCCUUCCAUGUUCAAGGAAGUUUGAAUGUUACGUGUCAAAGCAGUGGUCAGUGGAAUGUCAGUCAGUUUGAAGGGAAAUGCGUCUGUAACGAAGACAAGGAAAAUGUUGGAGGGACAUGUACAGGUAUGUCAAGAUAUCGAUAUGGUAAUAACUACCUUUCAGAUUGGUCUUACCUGCUAGUUACGUGUGAUGUCGGGUAGUUAUAGGAUGAUGGUCAUAUGCUAGUCUGCGUCAUAGACGUUAUCUAACUCCGGUUAGUAACGGAGAACCGUUUCGAAUUUCCCUUCAAGCUGAUUGGAGAGGCUAAUUAUGUAUGGCGCGUAUACUCUUUAUCUUUUUAAGGCCUUUGAUACCGUCGAUCAAAAUAUUCUGCUUGACAAACUCGAACACUAUGGUAUACGUGGCGUGGCUCUGGACUGGGUUAGAAGCUACCUCUCCAACAGGUUGCAAUUCGUUCAAUUUAACGGUCAAUGCUCCUCUCCUCAAACUAUCUGCUGUGGUGUCCCCAAGGGAUCCAUUUUGGGCCCCUUGUUUUUCUUGCUCUAUAUUAAUUAUUUAAACAACGUAUCGACGCUCGUCGAGCUGAUUUUAUUCGCUGAUGAUACUAAUUUAUUUAUGUCCCAUAAAGAUCCUGUCUAACUGCCAGCCUCACUCAAUUCCGAACUUAAUAAAUUAUCCACUUGGUUUAAGGCAAACAAACUCUCCUUAAACCUGAAGAAAACAAACUUUAUGUUAUUUAAGCCUAGACAGAAAAGGUAUUAUUUUCCAAUGCAAAUAUUCAUAAAUGAACAGAGAAUCGAACAGGUUAAGGAAACGGUCUUCCUCGAUGUAGUCCUUGAUGAACAUCUGUCUUGGAAACCGCUCAUUUCUCAAGUAACUCGUAAAAUCUCGAAAUCAAUAGGUGUCAUUAAUAGAGCAACAUUUUUUCUACCUAAACCCAGUCUAAAAACUCUUUAUUAUUGUUUAGUUUAUCCUUAUCUUCAUUAUUGUAUUAUUGUCUGGGGAUCUACGUACAAGACCAAUCUUCGCCGUCUUGUCUCUUUGCAAAAGCGAGUUAUCAGAAUUAUUUCUAAAUCAACUUUCGAUUCUCAUUCAGACCCUAUUUUCAAAGAAUUAGAGCUACUAAAACUUUCCAAUAUUAGGCAACUAGAAUUGGGUAAAGUUAUGUUUUCUCUUAACCAUUGUCUUUUGCCUUCAAAGUUCAACAAUUAUUUUUCUUUAAACAAACAAGUCCAUAGCUAUGCCACUAGACACGCGAAUGAUUUUCACUUUUCUUUUUGUAGAACAAACCUUCGUACAUUUUCUGUCAGUUUCCAAGGACCUACUUAUUAUAAAUCUAUAGAAAAUGAUAUUAAAGAAUCUAAUUCUCUCUACUUAUUCAAAACGAAAUUGAAAAAAAAAUUAUAUAUGAAUUAUUAGUUAUAAAUCUUGUAGUAAAUAGUUAUAUUUCUUCACAUGUCUGAUAUUAUUUUUAUACUUAUUUUUACGUGUACCAUACCUUACAUUUUGUCAACUCAGUCUAUGUAAUUAGUUAACUUACACUUACCUUCAUUGUAUUUUACUUUCGAUCCUGCCCUUACUGUUACUGUUAACUUUAUUUUUACUCUGAGGGAGCCCAAUGUCCAUAAGCCUCGUGGUUUCUUUAAUUUUGGGCUUCCUCGCCACUUUCAUUUGCUUUUGUGUAACUGUCUUGUUUUAUCGUUAUUUGUAUUUUGUGGUAAAUCAAAUAAAGUUACAAAGUUACUCAAAUCCUGGUUCCACAGCUGGGGGCCCAGAAAGAGGAUUUCGGCCCUGUUUCUCGGACAUACUUAGCCAAAAGUUUAGUUCCGUCUGUGGAAAGGCGAGGCAUGUGCUAGUUAAUGAAUAUUUUAACCACCAAUCUUCAUGGGUCUCUCAUGGAAAUGUGGGCAUGCCUCCAAAAUUGAAGCUUUGCGCUGUUAAAUUUAAGGCGGUCCUGGCUUGGACUGUUUAGUGGACAGGAAAAUCGUAGGCGAAAAAAGUAAUGGCUCAGUCUCUUCCAAGCGUGCCCAUCCCCCCGGGUAUUUGUCGGGCAUUUGUCAUCUUGUCGGUCCCGGUGGUGGGGAUUUGUCAGAAAACCUCGUCGUUCCUUUUUCAACAUUUCACUAAAAAAAAUAUAACUGUUUAGAUAGCUUUAUAAGGAAUAUUUUAAACACCUAUUCUUUAAAACGAUAUGCGUGCAUUUCGUUCCAUCACUGCCCUAGCACACAGUCAUGCAUUUGCACAGUAUUUUUAAGCCCCACAGUGGGGUUUUCGUAAAUGUAUGAGCGCACGGGCCACCGUGGGGCAUUUGCAGCUUUUUCAAAACAAAAUGAUAGAUGCCCGACAAAUGCUUGGAUGGAAUUGGAGCGGGGGGGGGGGGGGGGGGGGUUGGCAAGGAUGAGGGGGAGGUAUUGAAGGGGAGGUAUGGGCACGCCCAAGCCAAUCAAUCAAUCAAUCAACUUUAUUUAAACACGGUAAAUGGCUCAGCAAGCUGGUUUUCAGACAUGCCGUGUGAUAAUUACAAUUUAUAAAAAUUAAGACUAGUGAUUAACUAACAAUACAAUAUAAAAGCAAGAAAUGAUUAUUAGAAAUAAGGCUAAAUUAGAAUAUGGCGAGUUUAAAGCUAGUAAGAUCCCCCAUCUCACGUGUUUCAUUUGACAGUUGGUUCCAAGCCAUUGCACCCCGAUAAGAAAAUGAACGCUUGAGAAAAUUUGUUUUAGGUAGUGGUAGUUGGAGAUCAUAGUUAGAACCCCUCAAAUUAUAGUCAUGAAUUUCAGAGGUUGUAUGAAACCGCCCCCGAAGGUACGUAGGACAAUCAUUAUUGAAUAUUUUAAACAUCGUAACUAAUAAGUGUCUUUUCCUUCUUUCUUCUUUAAGUCUUUGGCUUUUAAGUCUAUGGCUCUUUUAAAAAAAAGAGGUAUAAGCCGUUAUAAACACUUAUCAAGAACGCAAACUAGAGGGUAAAUCUGUACCCGAGUUUGAAACAAAUUUUACCAAACUGUUUCUAUGUUUUGGAGGCAAGAGUAAAGAGAUUGCCCCGGCGACCGGUUUCUUGCUUUCAACCUCCGCUAAACGAACACUUGACACAUGGUCUUACUAAACAGUGAAGUACAUUGUAAAAAUGGACAAAAGGGAAUUUAUUCUUUGGCUGCCAUAAUUGUCUACACAUCUAUGACUGUGUUUAUUAGUUCGAUCUAUAACUACAGUAUUAACCAUUACCCUUAAGAAGGAUUUAUAUUUCCAGGUUUCAGUUUAAGAAGAUGAGUUUUUGUUCUUCAGACGGUUUAGAAGUCACGUUCACAAGUAACAUUUUUCAACCACAAAUUUAUAAUGCGCGUAAUUAAGUGCACUUCCGUGUAUGAACUGUCACAUAGUAUAGCUAAAUGAUUGUGUCAAUUUAACUACCAGUAAUUUGCAGGGGAAAGUGAACUUUCAUUAUUUCUGUAAAAUGAAUAUACCACUCCAUUCUAGGGUGACUUAAAAAUUCCGCUUUUGCGGUUCGACUCUCGUAACCGACCACCAAGCCUUUGCAUUUUGGGUGGUCGCUUACGGGAGGUUCAACUGUAUGUACAUGAACAUCCUUUUCAAUAGUAAUAACUAUUUUCCCUUUAUUUCAGCUUGUUCACAGGGAACUUACAACGACGCAAAGGGGCUUAACUGUACCGGUGUGUAAUCAGUUAUUUUUCUUUUUUUAUGGGCACUCUUCGUUUUGCUAUGAUUUAUUCUAAUGUGAUUCCGAAAUCUUACUUCUCAUUCAACAUUUACGGCAAUGAUCAAUUGAUUGAUUAAUCAAUCAAUCAAUCAAUCAAUCAAUCAAUCAAUCAAUCAAACAACCAACCAACCAACCAGCCAACUCAGUAACCAACCAAUUAAUCGACCGAUGUGUACACAAUAAUAGUCCGUUAAAAAAGUUAAUCAAUUGACUCACUCAUGUCAAUAGUUUCGUACAAGUAAGAGGCGAAUCCUAAGAAUGAGCAAAAGAUUAGAGUUAUAAAUAAAAUAAGACAUUUUUUAACUUAAUUAUUGGCGGAAUAAAGUCUCUUUAUUGUGUUUUUUUCUUUUCUUUUCUUAUUUAGCCAUCCCAUCGCACCCGAGAAAUGUUGUUACACUUUUUGUUAACCAAACUUCAGCGACGAUAAACUGGAUGCCUCCUAAUAUAACUGGUGACCAAGUAUUCUACGAAGUUAAAUGUCAGCGCACUUGCGAAAUUGAUGGCAAGGACUGUACUGAAGAGAUCUGUGGUGGUGAUAACAAUGCAGGGUUCGUAUUUAUGAACAAAAGUUACGCCACUACAAUGACGAUUCCGGGGACAACAGGUCUGCUUUCCCCGUUUGUGAACUACACUUGCAAGAUCGUGGCCAAGAACAGAGUCAGUGAGGUAGCCGCAAGAAAGCACAAAGUCGAAGCAGGAAGCACCACAAUAACAUUCAAAACAAACGGAUCUGGUAAUUCAAUGGCUUUGUUUAAUUUUGAUAAGACAAAAUCUGUAGGUUAUUAGUAUAACUGUCACGUCUUUUCUUUCACUACUGUUAAUUGGUUGUAAGGAGAAUAAUUAAAUAUCAGAGUUAUUCUGAACGUUCGUAUGGGUAUACAGUGCUGGCGUAGCGCAUAUUAAUGGAGAGAGUCUUUCAACUGGCAAACAUUAGUCUCUUCGUAACAUAGAAGACACCUUGUAAGGCUCUCCGACGGUAUUCCAGUGGGCAGGCAGACUACCGGCUGUUGUAGGAUCGAAUCCAGUUAGUUCCUCAUUUUGUUGCCUUUUUUCCCCUUAAACCUAAACGGUUCUUUUUAAUUCAGAGUGUAGAAAUAUGUUGAGGUUUAACCAUUCUUGUUGAUUGGCGUUUUUUAACUUUAAAAUGAAAGAUGGAAUCUUAGUCUCCUCUCAUAGAGUAUGCACAUUGAAAGCGGAGGGAUGGGCUCUUAUGAUGUUCCUAACGCGGGAUUUACUUGGAAAAGAUACAAAAGAUGUCUCGUUGCUUCUUUAAGCCUCGUUUUUUCUUCUUCGUUUGUCGUGAUGUCGCUUGUUUACAACUAUCCAUACUUGCGUUUUUCGCGACAGUUCCUGGCAUACCGGAAGUAUCUGUACAGCAAGCCGAAGAUGGAGCUACCGUAUUGUCAUGGAAACUAAAAUGCAAAAAUGGCAUAAUAGAAAAAUACAUGGUGACGUACUUUGACGUGGAUGACACUUCUGACCAUGAAAGUUUGACAACCCCAGAGACAGAACAACGGAUUCAAAAAUUGAGUGCCGGAAAAACAUACGAGUUCCAGGUAAGUUGUUUUCUUUCUAAGAGAUCAUUGACGAACUGACAUCAUCAUCAUCAUCAGCGGCAGCAGCACCAGCACGAGCAUCAGUAUCUCUUUUUAUACAUAUUGCACCUGCCAUGCUUUGAACCGGCGACAUCUCGCUUGGCAGAUUGACGCUUAUCCAAUUGAGCCAACCGCACGGGCGGUGUUGGGUCGAACGCCGGGCCGUCUAACUGGUUAUUUAUUUCAGGCUUUGACAGCCUCUGAACUAUUUAGGGCCUGGUUACUGGCUGGGUAAGCUAUGGUGGCUAUGUUCUUUUAAAGGCACGUCAAGUCAACCAAAUGUCUCGGCGAUUUGCUUUUUUUUUAUUUUUGUAGGUGACUGCCGUCAACAACAUCGGACAAGGGCCACCUGGCGUUAAGAGAUUUACAAUCCCAAACAAUUUGUCUGGUAAUGUUAAUUGA